Messenger RNA from Spodoptera littoralis (African cotton leafworm), 3606 nucleotides. The record is from the annotation of a GenBank genome assembly. NCBI's taxonomy places the organism in Eukaryota, Metazoa, Arthropoda, Insecta, Lepidoptera, Noctuidae.
AUGGGGCGGGCGCGGUACAUCGCGUGCGCUCUGCUCAUGCUGUGUCCUCUCGCGCUCACAAGGCACGAUGACGACUUCGCAUUCGACAACAGCGAAGAAUUUCUGGUUGAAUUAACAGCUAACCAUUCUGAAAUCGCAAAAAAUGGCCUAAGAAGGUUAUGGGGCGUGCCCGACACAUCGGCCUAUGUGGGACAUCUGUUCCGAAUGGAAAUUCCAAAGGAAGCUUUUUCAGGAAAAGUAGUAGCGUAUAAGGUACGAAGCGAAGAUGGUCGACGCAUGCCUAGUUGGCUGGCCGUGGACUCGAGGCACGGUCUGAUCAGCGGCGUGCCCCAAAAGCAGGACUUAGGCACGCACACGUUCACCGUCACCGCGCACGGAAACACGCGCGGACUUACUGCCACCGACUCUUUUACUAUCGAGGUGAAGAAAGCUCAAGACAGACCUCACUCGAAGUAUGGGUCGUGUGUGGGUGAGGAGAGCCGACUGGUGCUGGUCAUCAUGGUUGACGGCUCCUUCCACAAGGUGGCGCCACGCCAGAGGAUACGAGCGCUCAUGCAGCUCGCUAGCUUCAUGGCGCUUGAUGGGGAUGAGUUCUGGAUGGAGCCAUACAAGGCGGAAGCUCACGCUGAUACCAUCAUGAGUGGCACUGGUUCCUCUCAACGCCGACUCGGGGACGCCACCACUGCCAUCUAUCUUAAUGUGGGUUGCGGCCAAAAGUUAUGGAAUCACCAUAAAGUGUUAGUAGCGGGCCUGCGGGAACAGGCUCGGGACGGCACUCUGGCGCAUGUCCUGAGACUGCCUGUCAUUGGCUGGAGGCUGCAGUCCAUUCAGCCUACACCCAGGAUUAAGCGACAGCUGGACGGUUCAGGCGGCGGCGGCAUCUACGACGCGGAAUACGACGGCGAGGACGACGACGCGGACGCUGACGCCGACUACAGCGGAUACGACGAUAACGAUGACGAGGACGGAUACGCCAACAACGAUGUCGGCAUCACAGACCUGACCGAGAGCGCCGCUCCGCUGCCGACCCCUGCCACACUGCCCCCUCUCUCCCCCUUACCGCCAUCACCAUCACCGUCCCCCUCCCCACCCCCUACAACGAAUCCCCCCACACUUCCCCCAACGAGUGCCCUACCAAGUACCACAGAAGAAGCCCGCGAAGAAACCACUCCUGAGCCCACAACUAAUUCGUAUACCACAGAGCACAAUGAAGUGGGGAUCACCGCACUGUCGGCUUCACCGUCGGAAACAAGCAACGUUAACAUGUCGGUGGCACCAACACUACCUAUAAGCCCCCGACGAUUCGACACCUUAGCUCCAGUCGUCGUUCAAGAAACCACCACCCUAGAACCAGAAUUGCAAACGGUUAUAAUACGCGAGUCGAACGAACUACCACCGAUGUCGUCAUCAACGGAAAGGGAUAAUGUGACGUCAUCGUCACCGUCGCCGUCUCCAUUGCCGGAGUUACCGUCACCGACUACGCCGUACUUUGAACUGACUACUACGCCGAGACCGACGACUACGCCUUCGACUACUCCGACUACACCGACUACUACAAGUCCAGCGCCUACAACUACUUCAUCAACGACGACGAUGGCACCACCACCUCCACCGCCUCCAACCACGACACAAGCACCAGAGACGACUGUACAGGAGGUUACUAAACAGGAAACGAACCCAACAGAGGGUAGAAGUACAAUAAUCGGUCAGACAACAGAGACAGUGACAUGGGCCAUGCCUGUCAACCAGCCGCCCACGCUCAAACACCACAUGAAGAAACUCGCCAUCACCGCUGGCAAGGCCUUCAGGUACAUAAUCCCAGCGGAUCUGUUCACGGAUCCGGAGGAGGGCAGCAACCUGACGUUCACGAUGUACGAGGCAGAGAACGUGCCGCUCAGCAACAACUCCUGGAUACAGUUCAUUCCCGCCGCCAGAGAAGUUUAUGGAUUACCGUUAGAAGCCCACGUAUCUCGCUGGAACUUCAUAGUAGAAGCUCAGGACAGCGAAGGACUGGUAGCUCGCGGGCCCCUCGACAUCACAGUACAACAACACAAGAGUGGCCGCACCAUUAACCACCAGUUCAUUCUAGAAUUUAAACUUCUCAAGGAAUAUAACAACGCCAUUGAUUGGCAAAUCAGAGCGCUAGAGGGCAUUGUUAACCUGUUCAGGGAUACUGAUAUGGAUCACUUGACUGUACUUAACACUACGCAGAAUGGUGACCUGUGUGAAUUUGUGUGGACUAAUGAUACACUGCCUAAGGAUCCUGCCUGUCCUAUGGAUGAUAUUAAUAGGUUGAUGAAGAUAAUGGAGUCGCCUACCGAAGCAGGUAAUCCUUCAGCCAGCCUAGCGCGUGCGAUGCAGCCCGAGCUCAAAGUGGGCGGCGUCAAGUGGCGCGGCGCCGGGCCCUGCGCGCGCGCCGCGCCCGCCACGCGCGCACCCGACACAUACCCGCCCGUCACUCGCAACCAGGUCGACCAUCUCACCGCCACCGUCGGACAUCUGCUCGUAUAUAAAGUGCCCGAGGACACGUUCUUCGACCCUGAAGACGGUGACACUCGCAGCCUGUCUCUAUCCCUCCGGUACAGCGACCGGACCGAGCUGCCUGCAGGGCACUGGUUGCAGUUCGAUGCCAAGAACCAGGAGUUCUACGGAUUACCUGCACCUAGUGACGAGGGCAGUGUGUCUUACCAACUGAUAGCGGAAGACUCAAGCAAAAAGAGCGCUUACGACAGUUUGAUAGUAGAAGUAGCGAAGGCACCCACCAUCAGACCGACGGUGGAGUUCCAGAUGACCAUGGAGUAUCCAUUCCCCAUGCUGGCGUACGAUGCCAAUAACAAGCGCAAAGUGGUUGAGAAACUGGCUGCACUGUUUGGACAGAAGGAGACCGAUAAUAUCAGGAUACAGAGCAUCACCAAUAAUCCUACUACUAUCAUUUGGUAUAACACAAGUCUACCAAUGGACCGAUGCCCUAAAAAGGAGAUCGAGGAACUACGCAAAAUGAUCAUAGUAGACGAGAGAGGCUCAAUGGGGGGUGCCCUCAAAGAAAACGUUGAUCAUGUGUUCGAUAAGGACUUUAAAGUCAUGUCUAUAAGGCUUAUACCUCUUGGAUUAUGCGCUGAACAGAAUACUAAGAUACUUAAGACUUCAAUACAUGUGCCUGGGUUUGGAUCAUCCAACUCGCAGAACAAUAAGGCUAGCAACGCAGCUGAUCCAAAUUAUUUGGUGACUUUCAUCAUCCCGGCCAUUGUGAUAGUGUGUAUGAUUCUGUUGGCUGCGAUCAUCGCGUGUGUGCUGUAUCGGCGGCGGAGGACAGGUAAAAUGAGCGUGGGUGACGAAGAAGAGAGGCAGGCGUUCCGGUCGAAGGGGAUCCCGGUGAUAUUCCAGGACGAGCUGGAGGAGCGAGGCGAGGCCGAGGCGGCGCACAAGAGCCCCGUCAUCAUGCGCGAUGAGAAGCCCCCGCUGCUGCCCCCGGCCCCCGACUACCGCGCCUCGGACGACGCGCCCUACCGCCCGCCGCCCCCGUUCGCGGCGGCCCGUACACCUCAACCCGCACGCCCUAAGGCCACCCCCACCUACAGAAAGCCACCCCCCUACGUACCCCCCUAA